AUGUCGAAGCCUCAAAUUACAGUAUACAAUACUCAGGCUAGUCCGUAUGGUCACUAUGUGGAAAUCGCCCUCCGGGAAGCCAAGGUCGAAUACACCUUUUACGAAGUGGACCUACAAAACAAACCAUCUUGGUUCGUUGAUAAGGUUAACCCAGUAGGAAAGGUGCCUGCCAUAACGUACGGAGGCCCCGUGGUGCCGCCAAACGAGCCAUCUCCAGCGUCUUUUAAACUCGCAGAAUCCCUCGUCAUUCUAGAGUUUAUCAUAGACCUCUUCCCAGAAGCAAACCUUCUUCCCCGCGACCCAGUUGAACGCGCCUCAGCACGUUUCCUCGUCAACCUUUUUGCUGAGAAACUUCGAACUGCCUAUAUCAAUGUACUGGUUAACAGAGCCUCUACCCAGGAGUUCAUCACCGCGAUCGAUGAAUUACAAAAAUACAUGCCCGCACCAGGUGACAACAAGGGACCGUACGUCAAUGGAAGCACUUUCACGAGCAUCGAUGCUGUUGCUGCAGGAUUCCUACUACGCUUGGAUGGAUGUUUGAAGAGGGAUAUAGGUUCGUUCCCCGAGGGUGAAGGUGUCAAGGCAUACAAUAUCUUACAUACAUCCGAACGUUAUGAGAGGUAUCGGGCAUACCUCUCAGCACUUCUUCAAAGGGAGUCAGUCUCAGGGACCUUCCCGCAGGAGCAAAUAGUUGCUGUGCAACGUGCGGUCUACUUGCCUUUCCGUGCUCCCGUUUGA
Messenger RNA from Pleurotus ostreatus (oyster mushroom), 738 nucleotides. RefSeq lists its product as uncharacterized. Gene Ontology annotation, cellular component: cytoplasm. The transcript is spliced from 5 exons. Lineage: Eukaryota; Fungi; Basidiomycota; Agaricomycetes; Agaricales; Pleurotaceae. The coding region runs from base 1 to 738 and encodes 245 amino acids. The record is from RefSeq and is a predicted model, not a curated record.